Molecule: messenger RNA, 4292 nt
Organism: Mercenaria mercenaria
Lineage: Eukaryota; Metazoa; Mollusca; Bivalvia; Venerida; Veneridae
Product: TBC domain-containing protein kinase-like protein
Exons: 26
Coding region: 114-2792 (892 amino acids)
Biological process (GO): protein phosphorylation
Molecular function (GO): protein kinase activity; ATP binding
Source: RefSeq, a predicted model, not a curated record
AGGUCAUGUUAGGUGGGUUUGUAAAAUACAAAAACAGCUCUUAUUUUUUGUUAUUAGAAGAUAUGUCUCCAGUGAAACAAUGUCUGAAGUGAAACAGACUGCCAGGUAGCAACAUGGCUCUUGGAAAAGCUCAGUUUGGGGUGUCAACAUUUUUUGCUGCAAGUCAUUCCAAUGAUAAAUGUGGAGCAAAUGGGCUGCCGCUAACACCUAACUCCAUAAAAAUAGUUGGGAGAUUUCAACAUCUGAAGACAUUAGAUCAUACACAUAUUUGUAAAUACCUGGACUGUGUUAGAGGCAGGCAUGAAAGACUUAUAUUUGUACAAGAACAUCACACAAAUAAUCUGAAUGUUGCAUGGAAUACAGGAAAAUAUCAAAGUGAGGAAAAACUGAUCAAGCUUGCAUUUGAGAUCCUACAAGGACUAGUGUACCUCAACAAAAAUGGUGUUUGUCAUAGAAAUCUCAAGUUUGAAAAUAUCCUUUUUGAUUCAGAGGAUAAAGUGAAGCUGUCAGACUAUGGCAUGUACUAUAUGAGUAACAGUGGUGCUUACGUCAGUUUUCCUAUAGGUCAGCUGAACUACACCAGUCCAGAAGUAUUAUGCUGUGGACCAGUCCAGACUGAUGAGGAAACAGAGUUAUCUACCUUGCCAACAUCUAGUCCUAAAGUGGAUGUUUGGUCUCUUGGUAUUAUCCUGCUGGAACUUUUAUCAGCAAAGAGAAUAUGGGCAGACACUCCACUGCAAGAGAUCGUUAAAAAUAUUCUCAAGUUCCUGCAGUCAGAUUGUGAUCCAUUUGACUAUGUAGUGAAUGAACUCAAAUGUGAUAAUACAUUAAAGGCUUUUCAUCCAUCAGCAGUUGACUUCCUCAGAAAAUGUCUCAUUGUUGAUCCAAAACACAGACCAUCUCCAUCAGAAUUACUACAUCAUGAAGUAUUCAUCUUACAUAAGUUACAACAGAUGUCUCCACGGAAUGGUUUCCAUUUGUUCACAACAAAGUUGAGAUGUAAAGAUCUGGAACUUCCUACACUUACAGACUCUGAUAAAGACUACAAUCCAGAUCAUCUGUCUGAGAGAAGUAUGGAGGAAGUCUACUAUCUCUGGAGACUGGCUGGUGGAGACCUUGAGGCCGUAUUGAAGAAAGUCGGCAUGAUUAAAGCAAAACCACCAGUCACUAUAUUGCCAAGUUUGACCUUGGACAAUGGAGAGGUUUUAGGUCAAGGUCGAGACCAAAUGGAGUUACUUGAUCAUACAGUUGUUUUGUUGUCUCAGGACCAGUUAAGACAGAGACUUGCAGACAUAGAUGAAAAGGCAUACUAUCCUCUGCUGGAAGAUGACCAAAUGGUGGAAGAGGGCCUGCCUACAUCACCUAGUAAUGUUGACAUAGCUAGUUCAGCUAGUUUACCGCUAAUCAUAAGAGAGAAAGAUAUAGAACAUCAGUUUCACAGAGUGAUACUGUAUGAACGCCUAAUCAAAGGUUAUCCUUACAAGAAAGCUCAUAUAUGGAAGGAGGCUAGAGUAGAUAUACCACCUUUAUUCAGAAAUCUAGUUUGGGCUGCUCUCCUUGAAGUGGAGGGUGAUAUACAAGCAGAGUAUGAUGCAAUAGACAAAGAAACUCCUACAGGGACCGACAGACAGAUAGCAGUAGAUAUACCCAGAUGCCAUCAGUACCACGAGUUGUUGGCUUCACCAACAGCACAUGCCAAGUUCAAGCGGGUCUUGAAGGCAUGGGUGGUCAGUCAUCCAGAGUAUGUGUAUUGGCAAGGCUUGGACUCACUCUGCGCUCCAUUCCUGGCCCUUAAUUUUAACAAUGAAGCAUUAGCAUAUGCUUGUAUCAAAGCAUUUAUUCCAAAGUAUCUACACAAGUUUUUCCUAAAGGACAACUCACCUGUUAUACAAGAAUACCUAGCUGUGUUUAGUCAUCUUAUAGCAUUUCAUGAACCAGAGUUGAGUAAUCACAUGGAAGGUAUUGGAUUUAUACCAGAUCUCUACGCCAUUCCAUGGUUUCUUACAAUGUUUGCACAUGUCUUUCCCUUAAACAAGAUAGUACAUUUGUGGGAUACAUUGUUGCUAGGCAACUCCUCAUUUCCACUCUGCAUUGGGGUAGCCAUUUUGAAACAGUUCCAUGAUCGUCUGCUUUCCUAUGGGUUCAAUGAGUGUAUCUUACUGUUUUCUGAUAUGCCUGUGAUAGAUCUACAACAAUGUGUGAAGGAUUCCAUACAGAUUUUCUGUAACACACCUAAGAGUGCCACAUAUCGACAACAUGCACGACAAACAAAGAAGAAGCCAGAGACACGUCCUAAUGUUUCAUAUUACUCCAGAGACUAUAAUGAACAACCUACAAAUGACUUGUCAAUGGAACCUCUUACACUUGAUGAAUUAAAAUCUGAGAAGUGUCCCCGUAUAUCCGCUGAAGACUUGAUGGAGCUGGGCGAGUUUUCGGGUAACGGCAAUUCCCGCAGUCCAACAAAGAAAAAGCCAAACACAAAACCUCUGCUACUUGUGAUAGAUGUUAGAAGCCCAGAUGAAUACAAAAGGGGGACAGUACCAGGAAGUUUAAACAUUCCAUUUCAAACAGCGUUCUCACCAGAGGGUGAUCUUGUGGCAUGUCCAGCAGUUACGACCUUGAAACAAAGCAAGUCACAGGUCAAGGUCGUAUUUGGAAGUAGAGGGAGAAAUGCAUCUAAUUUUGCCAAUGAGUUGAUGAGAUUAGGCUACAUACGAGUGUGCACGUUGCAUAAAGGCAUAGACGUGUUAAGACAGACAGGAAUCCUGACUGUACCACCAGCAGAUAUAUAGAAGGAAAGGCUAAAACAGUACCAGGAAUCAAUGGUUUAUGUUAUAGAAAAAGUUAAAUUUAGAUCAAAUCAAAAAAGUAGAUUUUUAUGCUAGUUUUAUUAAAAUCAAUACAAAUUAUGGCCCUAAAUAUUUUUGACAUAGGAAUUCUGGUUUAAGUUUUGCAUGCAAGCUGUUAUCAUUGCUGUUAUGAAAUUUUAAUUUGUUAUAAAUUCUGAUAAGAUAGUUCCAUUACAUAAGUCUUGCCAAGUUAUGGCUCUUGUUUGACUUAGAAGCUGCCAAAAAGUUUAGUGUGCUGUCUUUAGAAUGGCUCUUGGUAAAUCUUCAUCAUAAACUAGAGCUGCAGGGGAUAUCAAUUUACUAAAUUUGUUUGUUAUUUAUGGAAGCGAUGUGCUGUAGGUACAUACAGAAUAAGGAGAACACUACUGCAGUUUCAAUUUGGAUACAAGAAAACAAAAUUUCUAUUUUUGAAAAUUUAGGGUGUAUUGUGAUUAAAGAUUACCAUUAAAAUCUCUUAAUAUAUAUUCAACUUUUGAGACUAUCACAGGUUUUUAAAUUUGUCUUGUGAAAAUGAAAAAUGUAAAUUACUGUUUUUAAAAACAGCUAUAACUCUAUGUGCAUUUAAUAUGUGAACAUUUGUAAUAUUAGUUUUGAAGAUGAUAUUGUUAAGAAUGCUAAAGAUAAAACAAUUGAUUUGUAUAUACAGCUAUUGUUAUAGAUACAGUACACUAAAGCCUUGAUUUGCAUAAAUACAGUUUGUUGUUGUAUAGAAAGUAUACUAAAACUGUACAUAUCAAAUACAGGCAGUUGUUACAGGUGCAACACACUAAAUUCUUGAUUUGUGCAUACAUGAAGGCUAUUGAGAUUGGUACAGAGCACUAAAACCUUGAUUUGUGUAUAAAUAAAGGCUAUUGAUACAGGUACAGAGCACUUAAACCUCGAUUUGUGCAUACAUAAAGGCUAUUGAUUUAGGUACAGCACACUACAACCUUGAUUUGUGCAUACAUAAAGGCUGUUGUUAAUAGUUGCUGUACACUAAAACCUUGAUUUGUGCAUAAGCACAGGCUGAUGUUGUAGAGAAAGUACACCAAAACUAUAACUUGUACAUAUCAGAUACAGGUAAUUGUUGUAGAUGCUGUACAUUAAAACCUUGAUUUGUGCAUAAAUACAGACUAUUGUUACAGAUGAGGUACACUAAAAACCUUGAUUUGAACAUAUCAGAUACAGGCUAUUAUUAUAGAUACAGUACAUUAUGACUUUGAUUUGAGUAUAAAUUCAGGCUGUUGUAAUAAGAUAUGAUACAUUACAUAGAUAGGUAUGUACCAAAUGUGCUAAAGCAGUAACUGGUUUUAGUUCUGUUUAUCUGGUUCCCUAUUCUGUGAAACAUUGCAACUUUCCUAUAAAAGCUGCGUUAGUUUACAUGCAAAUUUGACCUCUGUUGUUAUGUAUAUCAAAAUGUGUAGCUUCAGUGGCACUGUGCAAUAAAUUGAAAUUUAUAUUGUA